UAAGAUCUUUGAUGCUAACCAAUCAAAUGUGGAGGGAAGAGUUUAGGGGAUUCCCCUAGUAUAUUUGCGUUGAUCUCUAAAAUUCUCUGCUGUCUCGUCAUCAAGUUGUGGGCGCGAGCAGUUAGAAUUUUGAGUUUCGUCCUUGUUUGUUUGUUUGUUAUUGACUGGAAAUUCCAGAUAGCCGGUGACAAAGAUAAGCUAUUUUUAAACUUUCCUAGACCAACCCCCCAUACGACCAUUGAUUGGUAGUUGGGAAGUCCAAGUUGUAUUUAAAAGGCCAAACAAUGUCAACUGAGAAUGGAAACAUGCCUGAUCUUGAUACAUGGCUUAGUCCAAAAGAAGCGAAGCCUGCUGUUGAGAUAGUUGAACAGCCGAAACAGAAAGAUUUGCGUUUUCGUUAUGAGUGUGAGGGACGAUCUGCUGGUAGUAUUCCCGGUGAAAAGUCAAGUUCUGAUAAGAAGACUUUUCCGUCUAUUAGGAUCACUAAUUAUAAGGGGUCAGCCAAAGUGGUUGUAUCGCUUGUAACAAGAGAGAAAGGAAGGUCUGAUCCCAGGCCUCAUCCACAUGGACUUGUUGGCAAAGACUGCAACAAUGGUAUCUGCAUUAAAAACCUUUCGAAGGCUGACAAAAUUAUCAAAUUUGAAAACCUGGGAAUACAGUGCAUCAAGAAGAAAGAUAUUGUCACUGCAUUAGAAGAGCGAAUAAAUCAAGGCAUUGACCCAUACAAUAACUUCAGGUUGACCACCCGUGACCCAAAGAAGCUGGCGGCCGAAUAUGAUCUGACCACGGUCUGUGUUUGCUUUCAGGUUUACAUCGCCAAUGAAAGCGAACCAGACCAACCGAAUAUUCCUCUACCGCCAGUUUAUACGCAGCCUAUUUUUGAUAAAAAGGGCGCAACUUUGAAUAUUGCACGAGUAGAUCGCCGUAGUGGUAGCAUCAGGGGUGGAGAAGAGCUUUUCAUCUUAUGUGACAAAAUCCACAGAGAUGACAUAGAGGUCAAGUUCGUUGAAGGUAAAUGGUCUGAAAAUGCUGACUUCAGCCCAACAGAUAUUCACCGUCAGGUUGCUAUUGUGUGUAAGACACCUGCUUACAAAGAUCUGCACAUUCGUGAUCCUGUGACCGUCCAUUUCAAAUUGGUCCGGCCCUCCGACAACGAAGAGAGCCAGCUAAUGGAAUUCACUUAUCUUCCGGAUGACAAUGAUCCCUUCAAGGUUGGUGUAAAGCGGAAGAGAAACCAGCCAUCGUAUGAUAAUUUCAUACAAGAUAAUUCUAAUCGACCUGCAAAAUCUGAGUUUCGAAACAUUCCGCAAUGUCGUUUUAUAAAACCAGGAUCUGAAAGCCGAAAAAAGCCAAACGAAGUCAAACAAAGGUUGAAGGAAAUUCUUGGUUAUACUGUACCGCACUAUCUUAUGGAAGAGACGUAUGAGCUGUUGGGAUUGUCAGAAGCAGCUCGCAGAUCCAAUGCCUCUGCCUCAGUAGGUAGAGCCCCGGAUGAAGAACCAGCGAAUUCUACACCCGGAACAUUUUUCAAAAGUUCAAGUGGUAACACAGGAACUUUGAUCCAGCAGGGUCAAAUAACUACUACCAUUGACUCUACUGACCUGUUCAGUUUGCUAAAUACAUCUGAAAAAGAGCAGCUAGUGGAAGGUGAUGUUCGAAUAAACUUGGGUGGAGCAUCAGUUGAAGGGGUAGACGAAAGUGAAGUUCAGAUGAAUUUCGAAAAAUUGCUCAACCCAUAUCUCACCAUACCGGUUGGUAAUCCAUCAUCUAUUCCUGAGCCUAGUCCGAUGGAUCAAACAAACACUGUGUUGGAUUUGUUGGCACCUAUGGCGCAAGGGUACGAAGAUGUUAUCCCUCAGGAUGUACCAUGCAGCAUGGCCAUGACGCUUGGGUCAGAAGCGUCCAAUCAGGAAGCAAAAGUGAUUGAUACAGCAGUUGAGGAGAUGCUCAACGGGGGAGAAAUUGUAAUAGAAAACUUCCCAAGUUUGGCAAACUAUUUGAACGAGUUGGAUCCAAAUGUGUUGCAUCAGCAGAUACAGCUGCAGCAACAGAUAGUACGACAACCGAUGGAACAGCAAGAACAACUUGCGGAAAGUAAUACAGUAGGAGAUGAGUACAUCUUUGAAGAGGUACACGACUCGUUGAAUCUUCCUUUACUUAACAGCAUCGACAUCGAGCAGGUGAAUGACUUCAGAAACAAUCCCAGUGGCACUAUGUGAGUUUGAACAGAUACAUAGGGUGUAAUGUAAAAGUAGAGAUGGAAGAGAAGGUGAAACGAAAGUUUAGAAAUUUAAUUUGAAAGUGGAUAUUUGUCCAGUACAAUGCAUAUUCGUUUACUCAUUAUAUUUGUGAUAAGUAAGGGUGCUCUUCAACCCUUAGCUUAAGCAUAGGCUAAUUUGAGUGGUACGAUACACCAAAUGUAAUACAGAGUAAAUUUAAUUGUACAGGUAGCAGAUUAUAUAGUAGUAGUGCUGAAUAAUGUUUUUUUUUUAUAUAAGAAUUUAAUAAUAAUAUUAAUAUUACAGAGAUUAUUAAGAUAGUGAUGUAUAUACCAGUAUGUAUAUAAAGAUUUCGCUCUGGAUAUUUGCAGAGUUGAAAAUAAUGUAUGUUUUUUUUUUCAACUAGGACUUUCCCCACAACACACCACCCCCUUUCCGUCUCUCAUUAUUUGCCAAUUGCAGCCUUCUAAGUUUCUGUAAUUACCAAGUAUAAUUGUGUUUUACCUUUCAUGUUUAUAUCAGCAGUAAAAUUAUUAAUAGAAAUGACCUUUUUGCCCAACCUGACAUCGCACUGACACGGAGUACAUCACCAAAUACUUCACUAAAUAUUAAAAGUGAAUUUGAUUUGGAUAAUAUAAUGUUGUAUUAUACAUAAAUAACUAUACCUAAAGGUAUUGUAUUGCUUAUUACAUUAAUUGAUGAUCUUGUUUAUAUUUGUAAAUUAUGGAUGAGCCUGAAUUCAUCCUUCUAAAUAUGUUGAUAAUAUAAAAACCCUGAGAUUCACAUCUCUUUGAUUGGGUAUGAUUCAACAUCCCUGUACAGUAUAAUUUUCUCGCAUUUUCUUUUUGCAUUUGACAAGCACCACCAAACUUUUAACUUUUGUUUUGAAUUAAUUUUUUAGUUUAUGAUAGUGGAUACAUUUUGGCAUUGUACAUAUUGCAAAAUAAUUUAGCUUUGUACAUAAUGUAAAUAUUAAAAAAAGGAAGAAAAUCUUGUCCUUUGUUUUGGCAGAAAACAGUUUGAAUUAUAUGAAACGUGCAUGCAAACAUAGAUAUUCCACAAAAUAUUUUCAUCUAUAUCAUGACAACCUGAGAAUUAUAAAUAUGUUGAAUUGAUUGCCAACUUCUUGGCUUGUAACUGGUCUUUUUGGUGUUUAAGAAAAUAAAAAUUGGUAAAAAUUGUUAGCUUUCUUUAUAAAAACAUCAUUUGAGAAUUGUGGGUAUCAAAAAAUUGUAUAUUAACAUGUUGGCUCGCAUCCGUACUCAAGUCAAGGUACGAAAUACAUCGCAGGACAUUCUGCACAACUUAGAAUAUAAAGAAUGAAAAAUAUGUACGCAUGUACAUACGUUUGAACGUACUUAAUGUUUGUACGUAUGUUUAUAUGUAUAGAUAUUAUCCCCACACAUUGAGUACUAGUUGGCCAAACUAGUACCCUAGCAUAUUGAAUGAAAAAUACAAAAACUUGUAGUAAUGAAUGCACUAUAUUACGAGUGACUUCGUAGGUGCUAUACAAUGUAUUGGUGUAUGCUACUACUGUUAUUGAUAUUAGCACAUGAGAGUUCUUGCUCUUCGAACAAUAUAACCUUUGCAAGUUUUCGGUAUGAGUAUGUGUACUUUUAAUGGAAACUUUAGGUUAAAUGGAGAAAUACGUGCAGGUCAUUUUUGAGAAGGUAAUGUGUUGCCACCAAGCUGAACGCUCUGAACGUCCAAGAUGUUGAUUGAAGCAAUCACGUUGGCGUCCGUUUCUAUGAUAUUAAACUCUGUCCACGCUAUCAAAUUUUCUUUGACAAAAAGCUGUUGUGUGCCCAUAUAUAGUCAUGAUGUGAUGUCAUCAUGACCAUAUUUAGGCAUAUCACAUGUUUUUGUCAAAUAAAAUUUGAUAGUCUGGACAGGGCUUAUAAGCUGUCUGCUGUCAAAUAGUAUCCAUCCUCCCCCUGGGUUCACAAAGUUCAAAUGUUACUCAGGGGGACUGGGACAUACGCAGUUUCCGAAGGGUACUCUGCAGCUAGGCGUGCUUUCUCACUGAGCUAGAGUCGGUGAUACUAUGCCAUUGCUGUAUAGUAUUACAUUUAACUCAAAGAUUUUUUUUUUGAGAAAUAAAAUUUGUAUAUUUGUGCAAAAGAUAUUUUGUUUCUCGGAGGAUGGUAACAAAAUUUAGAUUUAAUGAAGUCUGAAAUUAUGAUAUACCUUACAUUCCUCCCUGCACUAAUCUCCUGAAAUAUUAUAGUCAUAAAUAUUUGACAUUUUUUUGGUGUAUUGUUAAAAAUAAAUAUUAGUGCUGCUUUGGUAUUGUACCAUAUGGAAGAUAAGGAGGCUGGAGCAUAGGCAGUGAAUACCUUAUGAAUAUUCCCCAACCAAAUUUCUCCUGAUCUUUCUUCCAGCCGGUGGGCACUAAAUAACAUGCUUUUUAUUUGUCAUUAAAUGAUAAGAUAUAAUUUUAUUGCUUCAAAUAAUAUACUGUGUGUUGUGUAUAUUUUUAAAUGUUGAUGUUGCAGUGGACAAUUGUCCUACAGUGUUUGUAAAAUGCCCUUCUAGAUGUUUUAUCUUGUACAAUACCUGUGUAUAAUUCUCACUUUCUAAAUUAAAUUUAUUAAAUAUUUUGAGAUGCUUAAA
This is a messenger RNA of Anneissia japonica, 4832 nucleotides long. Its product is annotated as putative transcription factor p65 homolog. The record is from RefSeq and is a predicted model, not a curated record. Gene Ontology annotation, cellular component: cytoplasm. The transcript is spliced from 12 exons. NCBI's taxonomy places the organism in Eukaryota, Metazoa, Echinodermata, Crinoidea, Comatulida, Comatulidae. Gene Ontology annotation, biological process: response to cytokine; non-canonical NF-kappaB signal transduction; inflammatory response. Gene Ontology annotation, molecular function: RNA polymerase II cis-regulatory region sequence-specific DNA binding; DNA-binding transcription factor activity, RNA polymerase II-specific. Bases 285 to 2219 code for a protein of 644 amino acids.